CCUUUCGACAAGCAUCGAAAAGCGAAUUCGACACCGAUUACCACAAUCAUGGCUGACGAAUACGACGCUGAGGCUGCGGCCGAAAUCAAGAAGAAGAGAGCCUUCCGAAAGUUCUCCUACCGUGGCAUCGACCUCGACCAACUCCUGGACCUCUCAUCCGACCAACUUCGCGAUGUCGUCCACGCCCGCGCUCGCCGUAGGUUCAACCGCGGUCUCAAGCGCCGCCCUAUGGGUUUGAUCAAGAAGCUCCGCAAGUCCAAGCAGGAGGCCAAGCCCAACGAGAAGCCAGAUCUUGUCAAGACACACUUGCGAAACAUGAUCGUGGUUCCUGAGAUGAUUGGUAGCGUCAUUGGUAUCUACUCUGGCAAGGAAUUCAACCAGGUCGAAAUCAAGCCCGAGAUGGUUGGACACUACCUUGGAGAAUUCUCGAUCUCUUACCGACCAGUCAAGCACGGAAGACCCGGUAUCGGUGCUACCCACUCUUCGCGUUUCAUUCCUCUCAAGUAAAUGCUUGUGUACGUUGGGUUUUCGACGGCUGGCAUGGG
Molecule: messenger RNA, 545 nt
Organism: Mollisia scopiformis
Lineage: Eukaryota; Fungi; Ascomycota; Leotiomycetes; Helotiales; Mollisiaceae
Product: putative 40S ribosomal protein S15
Exons: 4
Coding region: 49-507 (152 amino acids)
Biological process (GO): ribosomal small subunit assembly; translation
Cellular component (GO): cytosolic small ribosomal subunit; ribosome
Molecular function (GO): structural constituent of ribosome; RNA binding
Source: RefSeq, a predicted model, not a curated record